AUUGUAGGUGUGUGUGGUGACAGUAUUGAAGGCUUUCCCCUUUAAAUAUCUUUACUACUACCCCGCCCCCCGCCCACUAGAGGUCAGGAUGGCAUAGGAGUUGUGGGCCGUGGGAAGGUCACUUUGCCCGUUUUUUAGACCCAGAGAGUAUUCUCUACGACAUAAACACCGCCUGCAUCCAGGUUACAUACCAACAAACUGUAACCGAGGGGACACUGGACGGGAUGGGGUGAUGUUGGUAAAUUAGGUGGAGUAGAUACUUUAUGUACUAAGUAUUAAUUUCACCGAGGGCCCACCACAUAAUUUCACAGGUGCCAAAUUUUCUAUAUCGCUAGUAAACUUAAAAAAAUACACAUCAUCUGGGUCCAAAGUUUCAAAACAACUGCCGAGCACACAGCAUACCUAGCUGGCCGAUGUGGCAGCGCCCAGAGAAUAGGACUGGUGGCCGCCUUCCGGUUAGAAGCGAGUAGUGCUUCGUAAAGCUGCUACCGGAGGAGGCUGGUAGGGAAAACACGGCUGAGGGCCGUAUUUAGCCGCGGGUCAGUGCAACCCCGGCCUGCGCAUGUCUGAGACUGCGCGGGGAUUCAAAUUCUGUGCGUGGUGCCACCCCUGCCGCAAAAAUUGGAUUUACGGCAGCUCGCACAGGACAAAAUCCUUCCCGCCUCUCCGACUUCUGUUCUUUCCUCGGAACGAGACAAGGCCCAAGAGGGACGAUAAAAUUAGGUCUAAGGUAGGGUGGCUUAGCUUAGAGCGAGGGAAAUAAAAAGUACAUCCUCUGGAGGCUGAUGAGUGCACCUACCACGCCAAAGGAGCGGGUCGGGGGCCGAAAACGCUGAAGUACAGAUGGAUUAACGCGGAAGAAAGGGUUGGGCGGUACCAUCUUCGGAAGGGUAGAGGGAGAUACCACCUUAAAGGUGCAAGGGGUUGGCAAAGAACUGAGAUUAGGAGGUGCCACUUGGCCGAGGCCGGGGGCAUGUGGGAACCCGAAGGUACUGGACAGUCGCCCACAGCCCGACGUCUUUCUCCGGCCAUGAGCAGUCUACUGCGGACCGAGCCGCUGCGCGGGGAGCUCCCUCUGCGAGUGUCCGGCGACCCCUACUCUGUGGUGGUUCUGCUGCAGGGCUACGCGGAGCCGGAGGGGGUCGGCGACGCGGUGCACGCCGACGGUUCUGUGACCCUUAUCCUACCCGGGACCUGGGGCUCGGACUCCAGCCAUCGAGAGGCCCGGUCCACGGGCGGCGAGGCGAAGACGGCCCUGGAGGAGGCAGCCCGCGGCCCCAUCCUCGUGGACACUGGGGGCCCCUGGGCUCGGGAAGCGCUCCUGGGGGCCCUUGCCGGGCAGGGAGUUACCCCCGCAGACGUCACUCUGGUGGUGGGGACCCAUGGACAUUCGGAUCACAUCGGGAACCUGGGGCUGUUUCCCGGGGCGGCCUUAUUGGUCUCGCACGACUUCUGCCUUCCCGGAGGCCACUACCUCCCCCACGGGCUGGGUGAGGAACGGCCCCUGCUGCUGGGGCCGGGACUCGAGGUGUGGGCCACGCCUGGCCAUGGCGGCCAGCGGGACGUGAGCGUGGUGGUGGCGGGCACGGCCCUGGGCACUGUAAUGGUGGUGGGUGAUGUGUUUGAACGCGAUAGCGACGAAGACUCGUGGCAGGCGCUAAGUGAAGAUCCGGUGGCCCAGGAGCGGAGCCGGAAGAGGGUCUUAGGCACUGCUGACGUGGUCGUGCCUGGUCAUGGAGCCCCCUUCAGGGUGGUCAGGGAAGCCUGGAAUCUAGAGAGAAAGGGUCCAGGGACCAGCCGGCGGGAUCCCGUGGUUGUAGACAAGGCGCCCACAGUGCACGGAUAAGCCCUGGAAGAGACUGGGCUCCUGUCAGGGAAGCUCCCCCAUCCCCUCAGCCAAAGAGCUGACGUCCAGGACACUGAGAGGACCCUGUCAGCCAGAGUCAGAGAGUCGGGGUGGCAACUACCAGCCUUUGCAGGAGGCCGGUUUUCCAGCGAGGUCAGAGUGCUUCUGCCACUGCUGUCACCAGUAUCACGAUUUUUGCUACCAAACUAGGACCAAGGACUGGAUCUGUUAUGUGCCACCUCUCCAGGCUCCAUUGAUAAAGUGGGAGAAUGUUCUUGGGAGAGUCCUCCAAAUAAAAAAUAGGGAACUACAUUGAAACUCAUAACUGCCCUGUUGUAACCCUGAAGCAUUAAUAGUGACAAUCAUGCAAAUGUGAUCAGCAACUGCAACACUGGCCAUUGCUUGUUUCUCAUGGGAUGCGUGUUGCUGAGAGAAAGUUCAGGGCAGGAAAGUAACACCUUAGUCAUCUGACUUUAAUUCAUUCAUUCAUUCGUUGAGUCAAUGAAUAUUUAACACCUGCAAGGUCUCAAGCAGUGCUCUAGGUCACCGGGAUACAGCAGUGAGCAAGCUAGACAAACUCCCUGCCCCUCCUGGAGAAGAGAUUCUACUGAGAGAAGUAAACAACAGUAAUAAUAGUAGUAAACCAAAUAAUUACAAGUUGUAGUUAGUGAUGGGAGAAAAAAGACUGAGAAGAGGAUAGACUGCUGGGGUGGGAGAGCGGUAAGGGAAAGCCACUGAGGAGAUGCUGUUUGAUAAGAGAACUGAAUGAAAAGAAAGCCAGCCAUAUGAGGAUCAGGGAAAGGGGCCUUCAAGACAAGGAACAGCAGAUAUAAAAGCCCUGAGACAGGACAGCUUGACCUGCUUGAGCAGCAGGAAUCCAUGGGGUUGGUUGAGCGGCAAUAAAUGAGGGUGCAGAGUUAGGCAGGGCCUUUAUGCAGGGCCUGGUGGACCACGGUGAGGGGUUUGGAUUUUUACUGAGCUCGAAACUUGUGGGUUUUGAGCAGGCUAAUAACCUGGUCUCAUUUAUGUUUCAAACUAAUUACUUGUUCUGAGUGGAAAAGGGGUAGGACUGGAGCAAGAAUAGAAUCAGCUGUAGUUAGGAAGUUAUUGCCGUCUUCCAGGGGAGACAAGUUGAUGGUACCUGCCCGUAUCCCAGAAGUCCUAUUAUGACAGGUCCUCUUCACAACUGUCCCGGUAUCCAAGCCUUCUAUCCACGCAGCCCCAGGACUGACAGAAGCACUCGGGUAGAUGAGGAGAGGAGGAAGUCUACCUUGUGGAUGAUGAGCCGCCCUGGGUGGCUGCUGUUGGGCACGGCCAGGCUGGAGGUCAUUUCCCAGGCAUCCACAAAGGCCACACGGAGGUCAGCAAAGGCAGUUCGGAGGAGCUGGUUCAGCGGGAAGAUGAAUCAUUCGCUGCCAUACACAGACUUGUAGCUGGUGUUGACCAGCUUGAGAACCACAAGAUUGCAACCACAGCUGCCCAGAUCCCUGUCAGUCAUCAGAUAAAGAAGGAUUCCAGGAAGGUGGUAAAGUGGGCCCAAGCACCACCAUGGUUUGGGGGUCCCUGGCCAGGCCCCCCAGCUCUGGGGCCACAGAG
Molecule: messenger RNA, 3442 nt
Organism: Rhinolophus ferrumequinum (greater horseshoe bat)
Lineage: Eukaryota; Metazoa; Chordata; Mammalia; Chiroptera; Rhinolophidae
Gene: MBLAC1
Product: metallo-beta-lactamase domain containing 1
Exons: 1
Coding region: 974-1846 (290 amino acids)
Source: RefSeq, a predicted model, not a curated record